This is a messenger RNA of Sphaeramia orbicularis (orbiculate cardinalfish), 2338 nucleotides long. RefSeq names its product polymerase (DNA-directed), delta interacting protein 3 (gene poldip3). NCBI's taxonomy places the organism in Eukaryota, Metazoa, Chordata, Actinopteri, Kurtiformes, Apogonidae. Bases 39 to 1466 code for a protein of 475 amino acids. Gene Ontology annotation, molecular function: mRNA binding. The transcript is spliced from 10 exons. Gene Ontology annotation, cellular component: nuclear speck; nucleus. Gene Ontology annotation, biological process: poly(A)+ mRNA export from nucleus. The record is from RefSeq and is a predicted model, not a curated record.
CUUAAGUGUGCGCAAGUGCCGUGAAGUAGUGUGAGAAAAUGGCAGACGUCUCUUUGGAUGAGGUGAUACGGCAGCGCGGCAUUAAUGUCAAGGCACCCGCUAAACGUCCAACAUUUGGUCGGGGUGCUGGAGGGGUUGGAAAGAGUUUUGACGCCAGACAAAAGAUUGGUGUUAACGAUAUGAGACAACGUCUUGGCGGAGGAACAGCUUUUCCAGUCAAAGAUGCCAGAGAAAAGCUUGGCCUAAAAGAUGCACGCUUCAAGAUCCGUGGCCGGGGAGGAGCAGGAGGAUUGCAGGAUGCCCGUCAGAUGAUUAAUUCACGCAAACAGGGACAGACUCCAUUUAAUGUCCCUGUACAAGCUGUGCAAAAGACAGCAGUAACACACCAGCUAUCAACCCCUAUACCACAGAUUCAGAUACACACUAAUAAUAAUAAUCUUGGUGGUGUCAACUCAAGGCAGUUUGCCUCCACUGUACAAGGACUGAAUGUGAGGGGCAGCACAACACAACAGCUGAACAAUAACAAGAGAAUGAUGGAUGCUCGGGAUAGGCUAAGCCUCAAGAGGAGCAUUGGAGGGACACAGACACAAGCUGUUGCUGCAAUUCCCCUAAAAAUAACCAAGACCAUCCAGCAACGUCCAAUGGGGAUGUCAGGUGGAAUACGUGCAGCUACACAGCCCAUUUCCAAUGAGCACGAUGGGACACCGAGUAAACAGUUUAAGAUCACUACUCCUAACAACAUGCUACAGUCUCGGUCGAGUGCAGCAGGCUCCCCAUUCUCCAUGUCAGCACCGAUCACCAAGGUGGUUAAAAAUGAUGCUUACACAGCCCCCCGUCCUCCUGUGCCUGUGGCUCCCACCAGGCCCAGCACCAGCAUGUCUGCCACCCGGUCCUCAGCUGCAGCUUUACAGCCGGUUUCCAGGACUCUGCAGCAAAGCACAGCAGAAACCAGCACAACACCUACUCCUCCUCAGCCUACUUUCAGUCCUUUGGAAGGGACAAAAAUCACAGUAAACAACCUGCAUCCCCGGGUCACUGAGGAAGACAUAGUGGAACUGUUCUGUGUGUGUGGUGCCUUAAAGCGAGCGCGACUGGUGAAGGUGGGUGUGGCUGAAGUGGUGUUUGUCCGUAAAGAGGAUGCUGUCAGUGCGUACAGGAAAUACAACAAUCGCUGCCUGGAUGGCCAACCCAUGAAGUGUAACCUUCAUAUUCAGGGAAAUGUCAUCACUUCUGAUCAGCCCAUUCUAUUGAGGCUCAGUGACACUCCAGGCACAGGGAGCACCACAAAGAAAGAUGGUCUGCCCCCCUCUUUGUCUCGUCCCAGUGGUCAGCGAGCUUCAUCUCAGCCCACACCAGAGGUGGACCCCCAGACCAUCCUCAAAGCCCUGUUCAAGUCUACUACACAGUCCACCUCCACCACUGAGCCCCCCAGCUCGCAGGCCACUGCCUUCCGUAUCAAGAUAUAACCCAUGUCUAGUGUUCAUAAACAUAUUACUGCAUUCCCAAUGUUGUCCAUACAAACUCUGGUUUUCACUUUGACAGCAGGCACACCACAUUUCUCUGCAAUGAACCAGAUUUUUACACAUUUGAUAUACAUGACUGUGGAAAGUGGAAUGAACGGAUGCACCAUGUCCUUUUCAUUUUGUUGUAUCAAUGUCAUCGAUUUGUUCCUUAGAAGAACCUGUGGGAAGAAGUGUGAUGUGAUUUGUUGUGUUAAUCUGAUAUGGUCGGGAAUGCCAAAUGAAACUGGAUGUGUUGAAUUUUAUUUCAUUUUAAUUCUUUUGGUAAGCCAAAGCCAACUCAUUUUGUUUUGGUUUUAAUGCCCCCAUUUAUUUCCACCUAUUCCUACUGAUCAAAAGGUUUAACAGACUGAACAUGGUCUCAAAAAAGGGUAACAUUGAGCAAAAUUGUGAAAACCCGUCAGGAUUGUCAUUUACGGUCCACAUAGCCCUUAGAAUAACACAACAAAGGAGAAUGUAGCAAUUGUCCUGUCUCUAAGCAGGUUAUUGAAGUUAACUUCACCUAAAAAAUUGAAAACUCUUUUGUCAAAAUCUGAAGUAAACGGAAACUGUGACUACAGAUGUAUCUGUAAACUACUCAAGCCAUCACAUGUUGAUGCUUUGUUUGGUAAUUUCAUUCUCCUGACAUCCAGAUUUUUGUGUGCUUUGACUGUGACUGGCUGCCCAGUUAUAGAACUGUGUAUUAUUUGUAGUAUACAUUACACCCAAUUUAUGUUGAACUGUAAACUACUUCUGUUGCUUUCUCAUGUCAGUCAAGAAGAGGAUAGAGAGGUCAGUUCUGUCUGUAAAAUGUGGCCAUUAAAUAUCAGCUUUGUACA